AUGCUAUUAUAUGGUAAUAAAGAAUUAUUUAGAUAUAAAGUGACAAGAAAUGAAAAAGAUUCACUCUAUUUUCAAGAUGGAGAUAUUAAUGUUAUUCUUCAAAAAUGUAAAGAUCAAGAUAAAGAUUAUAAAUUGUUUCAAGAUCUUUUUAUUAAUUAUUUUCAUUACUUCUUUCCAAAUACUAUCGAAACAAAUAACCUCUUAAAUUUGAUUAUCAAACAUGAUAAUUUAAUUGCUUUCAAAGUUUUUUUAACCAUUAUUAAUCCAAUCAUUACAAAAAAAACAAUAAUAGAUGCAAUUAAAUUUGGUGCUGUUGAUAUUGUUACUCAUCUUUCAAAUAAUAAUAAUAAUAAUAAUAAUAAUAAUAAUAAUAAUAAUAAUAAUAAUAAUAAUAAUAAUAAUUAUAAUAAUAGUAAUAAUAAUAAUUACAUGUAUCUAAGUGAAGAUGAUAUUGUUAAAUUAUUAGAAUUUAUAAUAAAUAAAAACAAUUGUUUUGGUAGUGAAAAAGAAAAUGAUUGUUUUUUGAUAUUUUCUAAUGAUUCCAUAAAUGAUUUUGGAUUUAAACAAAAUAAUGAUAUUGAUUUUAGUAAUUUAAAUAUUAUUAGAUUUUUUAAACGUUCUAUUGAAUGUUUUAAAAAAUUAAAUAUAAAAAUACCAAAUCAACUUUUAAACCCAAUAAAAUAUUAUAUAUUUUCAGGAUUUAAUGAAAAUGGUAGUCAACGUACUUCUUUACUCGAUAUUACAUUGGAAUUCUUAAUUGAAUUAUAUGAAGCAGUUCAUUAUUUAUCACCAUUGUUUUUGGAAUCACCAGCAGAUCAAACUUACAAAAGUUGUUACCAAUCAACUAAUAUGGUUUUAUCAAAUGAGGAAUUUCAAUCUAUAAAGAAUUCAUUCACAAAAAUUGAAUUAAAAUCAUUAUUAAAAGAUUUAGAUUAUUCUGAUAAAAUUGAAAUAUUAUUUAGAAAUGUUUCAAUGGUUUCAAAUAUUAAUCCAAAUGAUUAUAAUUUAAAAUAUUAUUUUAAAGUGGAAAUAUUAAGAAAUUUAGAAUUUAUUAUUAAUUAUGGUGAUUCAUCUUUUUUAAAAUCAUUUUCUCAACAAUUAAUAAAUGAUAUUGAAAACGUCAAUAAUAAUAAUAAAGAGGAAUUUAUUAGAUCUAUAUUUUUUUUAUUAUUAGAAAAUUUUGAAUGUUUAAAGAUGAUUGUAAAUCAAUGUAAAGAAACAGAUAGAGGUGGAGAAUUUCUAAAAAGUAAUAUCCAUAUUUUUAAAAGGGUUAAUUCAAUCGAAACUUUUAAUAUUUUAUAUGGUUGUGAAAUAUUAAAAUCACAAUUUAAACUUGAUGAUUUAUUCUAUGGUUUUUAUGAUAUAAAUGAUAACGAUCUUAAUGAAAUAGAUGAAAGUGAUGUAAGAGAUCAAUCCAUAUUACUAUCAAUAUUAAAUCAUUUUAAAAUAACAUAUCCAGAAGAUUAUAAUAGAGAAUCUAUUAAAUUAGAUUUCAUUGAAAAUAAGAGACUCUUUUCAAACGAUUUCAUUUGUAAUAAUUAUCAAGAUUUUAAAGAGAAUAUUUUAAAAUGUAAUUUACCAAUAGAAAAUCAACAAAUUAUAAAUAAUAAUAAUAAUAAUAAUAAUAAUAAUAAUAAUAAUAAUAAUAAUAAUAAUAAUAAUAAUAAUAAUAAUAAUAAUAAUAAUAAUAAUAAUAAUAAUAAUAAUAAUAAUAAUAAUAAUAAUAAUAAUGGUUAUUGGUCAACUUAUUUUAGGGAAAUAUCUGAAAUUGAAAAUGUUAAUAUUGAAAUUUCAUUACACUUAAAUUUAAAUCAAUUUAUUUCAAUUUUAGAAUUAACUCCAGCUCAACAACAGUAUAGUUGUUUAUCAAAUCCAGAGAUUUUAGCAUGGAUUUUUGAAAAUAGAGAUUAUGAUUUAAAAUCUGGUAGAUGUAUUCAACCACUGAAUAAAACAUUAUUCAGUUAUUUAUUCCAUUCAAAUCAAUUAUCAAAAGCAUUGAAUGAUAUCGAUUAUUUUAAUAAUCCAGGUGAACGUGAUCAUCGAAAUUAUCAAGAUCUUUAUGAUCCUGAUCAUCAUUUAUUGGAAAGAAUAGGUGAAGAAGAAUUUGGUCUCGAAAAAGUGACAAAUGCCAUGUCAGAAUCAAACAAAAACUUUACAAAAGAAGAAAUUCAAGAUUUUAAUACAAUUAUUAAACUAUCAUUAUUAAUGAAUGUCGAUAUAAAUAAUUUUAUAAAUACAAUCAUUAAAUUUAAUUUUUUAGAUGAUUUAGAAAUACUUUAUCACUUUUUAAACAGCAUUGGAAAUUCAAAGAAAUUUGGAAAGCAACUUUCACAAUUAAAAGAUAUUAUACUUUCAUGUAUUGCAAAUUAUAAUAGAAUAAAUUGUCUAAAACUAUUGUGGAGAUUAGAUCAAUACAACAAAUCUUUCUUUGAUGAUAGACUCUUAACAUCUAUCUAUAAAGAAUUCAGAAAAUCACGUUCUAUGGUAAUUCACGAAAUUGAAAACAUUUUAAGAAAUCAUUUCAAAAAAAAGAUUCAAGAUGAAGAGGAAGUGAAUCAAGAAAGUGAAGAUGACGAAAAUGAAGGAGACAAUGAAGAAAAUAAAGACUACGAGGAAAAUGAAAAUGAAGAUGAAGAAAAUGAAGAUGAAGAAGAUGAAGAAUGA
This is a messenger RNA of Dictyostelium discoideum AX4, 2664 nucleotides long. RefSeq lists its product as hypothetical. The transcript is spliced from 2 exons. The record is from RefSeq and is a predicted model, not a curated record. Lineage: Eukaryota; Evosea; Eumycetozoa; Dictyosteliales; Dictyosteliaceae. The coding region runs from base 1 to 2664 and encodes 887 amino acids.